AAAAAAAAAAAAAAAAGAUAAGAGUUGAAACGUGCGUGAGAGAGGUAGUAUAUGUGCGUGUAGUAUAACAGACAGCUGCUCCGGAAUCCUCCCUUGCUCCGUCCACUCCCCGCCAUCUCAAUCUCGUCCGAAACCGGCCUUCCCGUCCGUCAUACGAAAAUGGCCAACAGAGUUCCAAUUCCUACCAGCAAUUCAUCACUUAUUGCUAUGAUUGCAGAUGAGGAUACCAUAGUUGGGUUUCUUUUGGCUGGAGUGGGAAACGUUGACAUACGUAGGAAGACAAAUUACCUCAUUGUGGAUUCAAAAACAACUGUCAAACAAAUCGAGGAUGCAUUCAAAGAAUUCACAACAAGGGAGGAUAUUGCUAUUGUGCUGAUUAGCCAAUUUGUUGCAAAUAUGAUAAGGUUUUUGGUUGAUAGUUAUAACAAGCCUGUUCCUGCAAUACUUGAAAUCCCAUCCAAAGACCACCCUUAUGAUCCCGCGCAUGAUUCAGUUCUUUCACGAGUGAAGUAUCUCUUCUCUGCUGAAUCAGUGGCUUCUGAUAGACGCUGAAUCACCCUUGUUUCGCGGCAGCUUUUGGGUGUUUGUUGUUCUUUUUUUGUACAUUAUGGCCAAUAAUCUUCACUUGAAAUUCAUGAGUUCUAUGUAGCUUGAAUAAUUUGUACUGUUUGGUUGUAAUUUGAAAAUCCUGUGAUAGAUCUUCAAGAUGGGCUGAUUUAUUGUGUCACCUGGGAUGAAAUUAUAGCAUGAAAUGAAAUUUGCACUCUUAUCAAGACUGCAUGUUGUGAGUUA
Messenger RNA from Cicer arietinum (chickpea), 792 nucleotides. RefSeq names its product V-type proton ATPase subunit F. Gene Ontology annotation, molecular function: proton-transporting ATPase activity, rotational mechanism. Gene Ontology annotation, biological process: proton transmembrane transport. NCBI's taxonomy places the organism in Eukaryota, Viridiplantae, Streptophyta, Magnoliopsida, Fabales, Fabaceae. The record is from RefSeq and is a predicted model, not a curated record. Gene Ontology annotation, cellular component: membrane; proton-transporting V-type ATPase, V1 domain.